GAGAUAGGUAUGCAUGUAUGGGCUUUAUUACUGCUCAAGGAACUAUUUGUUUACAGUAGGUUUCUCAAACCUAAUUGUGAAAUCUGCACUUAAUGUAAAUUGAUGUUUGCCUGGGUUUGCAGUCAGAUGGAAAUGGCUGUUAUGUACUCACUCCUGUUCCUUUUGUUUGCACUCUCCUCUCAAACACAAAUUGUAAUACUUAAACAGUAAUCAGUUAUCAGUUUUUACAGAUUCUGCAGGAAAGCAUAAGGGAGACUCAAGCCCAAAGGAGUGAUAAUUGAGAAUGGCAGCAAGGAAAAGCUUCAAAGUGAGGAGGUGACAGAAAAGGAAGCAAGAGGGUGAGAGAGCUGACGCAGGGAAAAUAGCAGCAUUGUGGUGCGCCUUUAUCCAGCUGUCUGACUUGCUUAUGUAGCAGGGCUGGCAAGAAGGAGUAUGUGCUGUGUCUCGGCCACUCCAUUUCACUUUGGCACGGUGACCUGAAUCUGCCUUGAUCAGUGGGCCGGAGUGUUCUGGCAUGUGUUCUGUUUCCGUGAUUCUGUUGCAAGCACACUCGGUUUGGAGAAGUGUGUGUUAGACAGUUACUUCAAGAGCCUAUACCACUGCAGGGAGGUUCACUCAUCGGUUGGAGUUGCAAUAGGGAGAGUUUUUCAUAAUGAUUAUGACACUGAGACUGAAGCUACGAUUGUGGCAUUUGUCAUCAUCGUUUUUGUAGAUGCAACGUGUUGCAAUGUUGUAAUAAAAUAAAGCUACACAUUUGCUGUUUAAAAUGCUGGGUUUGGGGCACUGCUUAAAAUGCACCAAUUACUUUUGACACAUUUGACUCUAAAUGUAACUAAAAAUUCAUAUAAAACAAAUGUGAAAUACAAGGCAUGAAGAAAAAAGCAUCGAAGCUGUGUAGCUGUAAAGAGAUAUCUGUUGCAGCACAGAAUUACUUAGUUGGCUUCUUACUUGAAUAGUUUCAAUUAUAUAAGUGUGCCUUUGUCAUUUGACUUACAUGUGAACAUUCAGUUAUCGGGUUCUAAGCACAAAGAAACAAUGGAAUACCAACUUGGACUCUCGUCUUGCCAAGAGUGAAUUUUGAGCUGUGUCAGUGGGAACAGCUGAUCCCAUUACUACACAAAGGUUGAUUAUUCAGAUGAUCAUUUAUGUGGGUUUUGUUACUUUUUAAAUUGGCAAAACAAGUAAUUUGUAUCGAGACUCGUAGGGAUGGUUUUGUAAGAAUAUGGUAGAAGGAUGUCUGUCCUUUAAUGAAGAUUGUUUACGUUUCUCUUGUUUAUCUGUUGAAGGAAGGAAGAGUAUAGAAGGCCCAUGGAGGGGUCAACUUUUGUUUUCCUGGUUUAAGAAGUUUCUAAAAGUAAAAUGCUUUUAACAAAUGAUGUAUUUGGAAUCAGAUCUGUUUGAUCUUUCGGUCUUAAAAAACGUGAAGAAGAAAACCCACUCAACACUAGGUAAUUUUUGUAGCACAUAACCACAACCAUUUAGCGUAUUAGCAUAAAUACAUCAAAAUCAUGUAUGGAUAUAAAUGUACCAGAGCUGAAGAGCACUUCUACCAUUUUUCAUAAUUUCAAGAAGUUUUAGUGAGUCUGUGAAAAUAGGGAGAACAGCAUUUGUUUUCAUGAAGCAGCAAUUCUUGUGGAUUAAAAGUGUAUUUCAAAUGUUGCAUAGCGUGCUGUUGAUUAACAAAAGGGAUCAAAUGCAUUACUGUACUUUUUCUCCCUCUGUGUUGUGGGUGAUUUGGUAAGAGGUUUUCUUGUUUGUUUUUUGAAGGUGAGUACAAUGCUUCUAACUGCUUGUACUUCAAAGGCAGUGAGAGAUUUCUGAUGUCACCAUCAAAUCCUCUUUUUAAAUUCAUUUCACAGACUUCCUGUUUGGUCCACGGGUAUAAUUCAACCUUUCAGUGUAAGUCUGUGAAGGUAGUACUGUUGACCUUUAGGGAUCCUGCUUAGCAGGUGCCAUGAUGAGAUGUGUUGUACUGGUGCUGGUAAAAGCCUUCUGAUCGGAGGAAGCUGAAGCAAAAUCAGCAGGUAUUGUAAACAGUGUUCUCUCAGGAAUGUUCUGGAAUUACAGAAGAUAAACACAGCUGAUACUGCUGUCAGUAUUUCUUUUGUUUUGUGGUAUGAUUUCCUUCCGUAUUGAGGGUAAUUGACAAAAGCCAUUUUGCAUGUGGCAGCAGCUUGAGAAGAAUUGUAUCUUUCUGAAGAUCUAUUCAGUGGAAGACCAGGUAUAGAGCCUCGAUGCAUUUAGUCUCAGGUUCAUAUUGUGACUAAUUUAUCUUUGUCUUCGGUGUUCAAAACAGAAGGAACUAUGACUGUCCGGCUGCUGUGAAUGAAAUUACAAUGUCUGUGCUCAGUGCGGCUCAAAAAGUUUGGUAUAGUAGUCAUAGCAAAUGGGAAGGUAAUUUUGUGCGGUACUGUUGUCAUCUUUGCCCAUGCAGGAAUGUUUCACUUUGUGCUCACUAAGGAAACAUUCCCUCUUAGCUGCAUGUGAUUAGAGUACAUAGGACUAUAUCUUAAGCCAAUUAGUGAAGGAAAAUAACACUACAGGUAUUUUGAUAGUAUGAACUGAAACUAUCCAAACUGGAUUAUGAAGUUGUGCCUUACGAAAGCAUGCUCUUUUGUAGGUAAACGAACACUGAGUAUCACUGAAGCACACUCAGCGUAUUUCACUUCUUCCUGGGCCAGAAACGAUAUCCUAAGAAAUGUUUAUCCAUUGUGGUUGAGCUUGAAAUAACAGAUAUAGUUUAUAUCUGAUUUAAUAUAGCUAUACUGUUUGCUUUUAAGCCUCGUUUAUGUAAGUACAUGGAAAAAUACAAGUUUACAUAUUCUAAUAAAACGCGAUUUGAAGAGUGGAGUUUUGUAUUUCUUCUUUCAUGGAAGAUUCCAUCAGCCACAGUCAACUAAUUAAUAUAGGCUGUGGAAUCCUGAAUUGAAUGCCUUCAGUUAUGGCACAGACAAGGAAAUGUCUUCAGAUACUUCUGGGGGGCAAAGUGAAAGCUCUGUUAUAAAUGAGUGCUUAUACUCUGAUUUUUAUUGUUACAAAUUGUAGGUAGGUUAAUUUUACACCUGUAAUGUUUUCUUCUUGUUGAGGAAAACGUUAUUCCUGGAUACUGAAUUUCUCACUUUUGAUGCCUUUCAGUCACUACGAUGCAUUUUUCUUCAAGCUCUCUAACCUAUAGCUAAGUACUGUUUGAGAAAUUUGGCUUACAUCCGUGUACGUAACAUGAUUAGUUAUGUCAGACACCUUCAGUCUGUGCUGUUUCUUUGGAAGGCGGAGGGCAUUGCAGGGCAGGUUCUGGUAUGUGUUAAGGGAGAAAGACAUCUACAGAACUUUGGCAAAUACAAAUUUUGUUGUAAGAAAAUUCUUUUUAAAAUUAUUAUUAUUUUUUUUUUUUUUACUACGGAAACUUGCAAUUCAGUAAGCUAGAGAUUAAAACUGUUAAAAGCAAACUGCUGAAAAGGUGACCCACUGUGUUAUCAACUGAUUUUUAAUCUAGGAGGGGGCAGAUCAACACCCCCUAUAGUAGGACUAACACCACUCAAAGCAUCGUUAGGCUGGUUAUGAGUCAAGUCAGUGUAAGAGAAAUGCUGUCUACUACAUUGAAUGAUAAGAACAAGGCAGGACACUUUAAAAGUACUAUUGUUUGCCAGCUUGCUGACUUGUUUUUAGACAGUAUUGUCAUGUAGGUUAGUUAUUUUUUUUUUCAUUUUUAUUGUUUCCUUUAAAAGUGUUAGGUGCCUUUACAUUAUUUCUAGCUCAGGUGAGGUGUGUAUGCUUCUGAACUGAUUCUUCCAUCCGUUCAAAUUUUACCAUACGUUGGUUUGCAUCUUUGUGUCAUUAGCUGUUAGUUGCUCUCAGGGGUAGUAAUUCUAUCUAUGGUGCCCCAGUAGUGAGACCACUGCUGGGUGGUCUCAGUGGUCUCACUACUGGGGCAGCGAGAAAAGGCAAUAAUAAAUGUGAGAAUAACAGUUAGCAACACUAUUGCUUCAGCAAGGUGGGUGACUUUUCACAGGGCCUUCAUAGUGAUGCAGUGCAGUUUAUCUUGGCAAUUAUCAGCAAGUACACACAGAACUUGAAGUUUGUUUCAUUAUGUAAUUGGCUUCUUAGAUGUUUGUUGUAGUUCUUUGUUCUACAUAGAAAUCAUCUCAGAAUUUAAUAGGUCGCAAUCAAUAUUUUGUUAUUUUCAAGCAUCUGUUACAUCAUGGUAUUAUUUCCCAUAUGAUCUUUUAACAAGUGCUUCAAAUGGUCUGAUUUAGAUCAAGUUGGUUAAGUUUUGGUGUUACUACCUGUUCCAGUGCUAAACUGUAGGACACCAAGGUAGAUGCACAUUAAGAUUUCAUAUUAUGUUCUUACGUGCCUUACUUGCUGAAGUUUUCACUAUAAAGCUGUGCUGUGUGUAGUGUUCUGUAUGCCUGUAUAAUUGUCACUGCAUUGGAAGGUGGGUGAUAUGAAGCAGUGUUUGGUGAUGCAUAGGUAUAUAUAGGUGCUGACAUUCUGAUAUAUAGGUGGUGGUGAUGUGAAGAUGCAAUGCAAAAAAUGGGUAAAUACCAGUAGUAUUGCAAUAUUAGCUUUUAGUGCUUGCUUGUUUUUGACAUCUUUUGUGCCUCUGAAACAGAUUGCCUGGGCAGUAGCAGUUUGAGCACUGGCACGGGCUGCACAGAGGCUGUGGAUUCACCUUCCUGGAGAUCUUCCAAAGCCACCUGGAUGUGGCCCUGGGCACCCUGCUCUGGGUGUCCCUGCUGGAGCAGGGCUUGAGCCAGGUGGAUCCAGACGCCCAACCAUGCUAUGAUUCUGUUUGUUCCCACUUCUGGGCUCACGUGGGGAAACCAGCCCUGGGGUGUACUAACUGAAGUUGGUGUUCCCAUCUCUCAUUUGCACGGCAUCAAAGCUAAGCUGCUCUGUGGGAGACUGAAUGUCUAUUGUAUGGGUUUUUCAGUGCUCCCCAAAAAGUGGAGGAUCAUUUUGGGGAUCUUCCUGCAUCCCGGUUAGAUGGCAGAGGAAGAGCUUUUACACUCUGCCACAGACAUCUUUGAGUGAAAUCUUCUGAUCCCAACUCCAGUCUUUCACAGCAGAUGUAACGAGGGCGCCAAUGCCUCAGCUUUGGAGAAAGAGAUUGGUCCAGAACAAUUUCCAGUCAAUGAACACUAUUUUGGUUUAGUUAAUUUUGGGAAUACAUGCUACUGCAAUUCAGUUCUUCAGGCACUUUAUUUUUGUCGUCCAUUUCGAGACAAAGUCUUAGCAUACAAGAGUCAACCAAGAAAAAAAGAGAAUCUCCUUACAUGCUUAGCUGACCUCUUCCACAGUAUAGCCACCCAGAAGAAGAAAGUUGGAGUUAUACCUCCCAAGAAAUUUAUAACAAGAUUACGAAAAGAAAAUGAGCUUUUUGACAACUACAUGCAGCAGGAUGCACAUGAGUUCUUAAACUACCUACUAAAUACAAUUGCGGAUAUCUUGCAAGAGGAAAGAAAACAAGAGAAGCAAAAUGGUCGCUUACCCAAUGGCAAUAUUGAUAAUGAAAAUAACAGCCCACCAGACCCAACGUGGGUUCAUGAAAUCUUUCAGGGAACAUUAACAAAUGAAACCAGAUGUCUUACGUGUGAAACUAUAAGCAGCAAAGAUGAAGACUUCUUAGAUCUUUCUGUUGAUGUAGAACAAAAUACUUCAAUUACUCACUGCUUAAGGGGUUUCAGCAAUACAGAAACUCUGUGCAGUGAAUACAAAUAUUACUGUGAAGAAUGUCGCAGUAAGCAAGAAGCACAUAAAAGGAUGAAAGUAAAAAAGCUGCCUAUGAUUCUAGCUCUCCAUUUGAAGAGAUUUAAAUAUAUGGAUCAGCUGCAUAGAUACACAAAACUCUCUUAUAGAGUAGUUUUUCCUUUAGAGCUUCGUUUAUUUAACACCUCAGGAGAUGCCACCAAUCCUGACAGAAUGUAUGACCUCGUUGCUGUGGUAGUUCAUUGUGGAAGUGGCCCUAACAGAGGACAUUAUAUUGCAAUAGUGAAGAGUCAUGAUUUUUGGUUGCUUUUUGAUGAUGAUAUUGUUGAGAAAAUUGAUGCACAAGCUAUUGAAGAAUUCUACGGGUUGACGUCAGACAUCUCAAAGAACUCUGAGUCUGGUUACAUCCUCUUCUAUCAGUCUCGGGAUUGAGGGGGACCUGUAGUGAAGAGAGAUUGUUACGCCUCAAAUCUUCUCUAUCUUGGAUUGGAGCAAGCACUGAAAGAAAGGAAGCUGGAAGCUCCAGGGGCAGUAGCACAGUUUGCACAAGACUAAGCAAAGAACUUGGGAUUUUUAAAACCUUUGUAUCGUUUUCAUUUUAUUUGCUCAGGUAUCAUGCUGACUACACAUCUCCACUGCAUCUCAUAAGCAAAAAGAGAUACCAGCCACUCUUGCAGGAGCUUUCUGUUAGGAAAUAAUGUCUCCGUGGUCCCACUUCAAAGCCUGUUAAGGUCACUGGAGAACCUUUCAUGGACUUCAGUGGAAUUUGAAUCAGAUUCUAGCAGCACUGCCAGAUUGGUGCAAUAGGAGCAUUAGAGAUCUCUAUUUUAUACAGACUUUACAUGUAAGAGGUAAAGGACUCUUUGUAAACUUAAUUCCUGUGCUUAAUUUUGAAAGAACGAGGCUGGAACGUUACCAUGUAAGCAAAGAGAUAUAUCUGGGCCCAAUUGCCUUCUUGAUGGUAGUAAUUAAACUGAAGAUGUAAACUAGUGUCGGGGAGGCAAGUAUGUUUUGCUUCUCUGAAGAAGCUUAUGUUAUUUAUAAUGUAUGAUCAGGAACAAUCAGUCAAGAUUAUGGCUUUUAGUCUCCGUAUGGGGAAAGAUUUGGUUUGUAAUAGUAUAUUUUUGUUUAUAAAUUAUUGUUACGUAGGAUCUUGUUACUUAGGGUGUCCUUUAUUCUAGCCAGUAUUGGGGAUUUUAUAUAUUAAUUUGAAUUAAAACUGAUUAUGUUUAAAUGUUAAAAAAAAAAAAAAAGAGCUGAUAUAAAGUCUAAAAGCAAUGCCUACAAUGUCUUUAAAAAUGAGUAACAGAGACAGAUUCCUUCUGGAGGAACUGGUAUCUAAGUGAGGUACUUUAAUUAAAUUAGAAUAUUAUCUUUCCAUUAAUGUGUGAAAAAAGUGAUCAAAAUAAUACAUAGAAGACUUUUAAGAAUGCAUAUCGGAAGAAAAAGGUGGUGCAGUGGUGGCAUUCCAGUCUUGAGAGUUCUUUAAUCGUUUGAUAAUGUCUUGUGCUCCAAGCAAAUUGCAGCCAUUUUCAGAAUAUCAUUCCCUCUCCUAAAAAUGGAUCCACUUAUGUUACCAAUAACGUGGGUGACUAUCUCAAAAAACCACUCAAGGUCUCAAGUAGAAAUUGUGUCUAAGCAAUAAAAAGAAAUAGGCUUAGAAUUUCAUGAGACUGAAGAUAUACUUACAUUCCUUUAAAAGUAGUAUAAAGAAGAGGGUUUUUCACCUCUAGGGUGAAAAACUCUGGAACCGACGGCUUAUACUUCACUUUAGGUUUAUGAAAUAGCGUGAAGAAUUAAAUCUUGACAAAACACCUGAUCUGUAAUAAAUGUGAACUACUGUGAUUUGACAUUCUUCCACUUAACAGUACUUUGUCUGACAGUAGCUGAAUGUAACUUCUGGAAAGUCAGGGGAUAUUCAUUCCAGAUGAUGGCAAUCAAGUCUCGGAUGUCCUUGUCUCCCCUCUUCAGCUAGCGAUUUGUACCUUAUUGUAGUUUUCUAAGGUUAUUUUAUUGAUACCGUUGCAAACUCUAAAAAGAAUGUCUCCUGUCUGCUGCUAUAACUAUUUACUUAACUGUAUCUUUUAGCUCAGGAAAUGACUUCACCUAUUCACUCAGUUGAACUAAUCUUUAACAGGGUCACUGAAUAAAUCGGGCUAUUUAGCAACUGUCAUACUGUAACAAACUGCUUUUGUAAAACACAAAGUUUCUAAAGCCCCAGUUAGGCUAGAAUACUUUUAUAUAAAGUCAUUUAUAGUGAUCAAACUAUCCAAGUACCAGCACUGUAAAGUAAAGCUUCAAUAUUGUGGGGGAUGCAGAAAAUACGAUUGGAUUUUUCUUAAGGAAUUAAAAUAACUUCAAAACCUUUUUUCAGCUUUCUGUGGGAAAAGGGCUAAUGGGUGAGGCAGUUGAUUAAUGGUGCAUGUUAAAGGAUGAAGUCCUUUGCAUACUAAAGGUACAGUAUUGUAAAAGAACUAAGGAACUGUCGUGUUUCUUUUUUACUAACUGAUAAAUGUUUGGUCCUUCUUUUCUUCUUCUCGUGGUGUAGCUCAAAGCUGAGGCUAGUUGCUAAAUACUUUAUACCCUAACAAAAUGUAAAACACUUGUGUUUUAUCCACUGGGUUUACUUCUGCACCAUAUUUUUGUAAGACACUGACUUUUAUUUUGCGUAGGGUUUUUGAGAUAGCAUUCCAAAUUAUAUAUUUCACUUUGCUUUUUUUUUUUUUCCCAGCUGAAAUAAUUGUAAUUUCUCAAUUAAACUAUUAUCAGAAACUGCAACUUCGUUAGAAAAAGUAAAGAAGCAGGGAAGUGCAAAACAUAACUGUUUGGUAUGUAAAGCAGUAUGGAGUUAUUUCUUGACUAUAAUACAGUGGGGAGUGUGGGAAAGUUGUCAGUUGUUGUACAUGGUGGAAAUGAUUUGCUGUGUAACUAUGUAAAAUGUUAAUUGGGACUGCGGUCCUCUAUUUUGUAUAUUGGAACAAAAACUUCUAUUAAAUAAAAUGUGUUCUCUAAAGGUAA
Messenger RNA from Gallus gallus (chicken), 8727 nucleotides. RefSeq names its product ubiquitin specific peptidase 12 (gene USP12). The coding region runs from base 5392 to 6141 and encodes 249 amino acids. NCBI's taxonomy places the organism in Eukaryota, Metazoa, Chordata, Aves, Galliformes, Phasianidae. Gene Ontology annotation, cellular component: nucleus; cytosol. Gene Ontology annotation, biological process: protein deubiquitination. The transcript is spliced from 9 exons. Gene Ontology annotation, molecular function: cysteine-type deubiquitinase activity; cysteine-type endopeptidase activity. The record is from RefSeq and is a predicted model, not a curated record.